AUGGAUUCAACAAACGAAAAUGCGACACCAAUGGACAGCGGUAUUACACCAGAAAUGAGCGAAGAAGCCAAACUAAAAGCGAAAUAUGGUGGUGCAUUGCCUCGACAGCAAAAACUGUUAACGAGAAAACUAAUGACGAAACCAAAAUAUUUCGACUCUGGUGAUUAUAAUGUCGCUAAAGCUCAAGGUAAAUUAGACGCUAGUAAACCCGAUCCAACAACAAAAAUAGCUAACGAUAAAGAAGUCCCAUCGCUAAACGUUCCCGAAACAGUUACUGGACAUGAAAUUCCAACACCCGAAACCGUUAUGCCAAGAAAGCUGUCGUGUGCAGCAACAAUGACGCCAACAUCANUAAUGAUAUCAGACGAUGGUAAAAUUACGAUGAUAGACUUUCCACAAAUGGUGUCAAUAUCUCAUUUAAAUGCGGAAUACUAUUUUGAUCGUGAUGUUCAAUGUAUACGCGAUUUCUUUCGACGUCGAUUUGAAUUCGAAACAGACGUAUAUCCGAAAUUCGCUGAUAUCAAACGCAUACAUUCAUUGGAUAAUGAUGUAAGAGCAAGUGGAUUCACAAAAGAAUUGGAAAAACAGUUCGAAGAAGUAUCGGAAACAAUCGGUCUACGACAAGAUGUUCAACAUUCUGAUCAUUCAUUUGAAGAAGAGGAGGAAGAAGAAGAGAGUGAGAUAGAAGAAGAAGAAGAAGAGGAGGGAGGAGUAACGUCGUCGCCGUCUUCUCCUCCUCAACCCUCAACUGAACAAGUUACAAAAUUGAUAAAAAUCAUCGACACAAAUCAUCUCUUAUCUGCCCCGACUGUUGAGGAAUUGGCUGAAAAUAAGAAUCAUCUCUUCAAACCAUUUCAUGAUGAGAAUAAACAAGAAGCCUCAGAUGAUGAUAGUGACGAUAUGAAAUCAACAGUUUCGACAACACAGAAGUUAUCAGCUUUAUCUAUAGACAAAGAUUAUGUUCGAGCGAAAGUGAAACAAUCGUUAAAAAAGAAACUCAAACAACAACAUCGUCGUUUAUGUACGAAAGGCGAAGCAGCUCUGGUUACUGCACAACGACGUGAUCAAAGAGAAACAAUUCAAUUACAUCUCGAAUAA
Molecule: messenger RNA, 1098 nt
Organism: Adineta ricciae
Lineage: Eukaryota; Metazoa; Rotifera; Eurotatoria; Adinetida; Adinetidae
Source: the annotation of a GenBank genome assembly